Molecule: messenger RNA, 6318 nt
Organism: Brenthis ino (lesser marbled fritillary)
Lineage: Eukaryota; Metazoa; Arthropoda; Insecta; Lepidoptera; Nymphalidae
Source: the annotation of a GenBank genome assembly
AUGAAAACUAAACAGGUUAAAGAGGAGCCAGAAAAGAGCCCCGAUGAUGAAAGUAUAGUGGAACCCAAGACUCGUGCCAGAAAAAAGGCCUCAGAUCUCAACGAAGAGGACAAGACCAAGCUUUCCCAAGAUGACCCCAAAACGUCCAAAGAGCCCAAGAAGAAUGCACCCAAGCCUAAAACAGUAGUUAAGAAAAGACCUCUAGGUAUUAAAAAAACAAAAAUUUUGAGAGCCAAAAAAGUUGUAGGUGCAAAGAAAAAGGUUCUAAGACAAACAGUCACCCGAACCAGAAAAGCUAAAACAGAAGUUGACAAUUCUCAAGAAAAGGAUACCGUCCCACUUAUACCUGCCACUGAAAUAAAAAAGGAGCCUCUUGAUGAAUUGACUCCAAAUUCCAGGUCUUCAAGUCCUAAAACAGCAGGCAGGAGAGUGAGACUUAGCUCUGAUAUGGUCAUGAUGAAGUCUGUCUUAGGCGAUUCUUCAAGCAGCUUAGUCCUGGGCCCACGUACAAGCCCAUACUCUAUGCGCUCUGAAAGAAGCAAUAGUCCAUCACUCUUUGAAGGGAAGAACUUAAGGAGUGGGAAACCUAGAAAAGUUAAAAAUAACCUCUUAAAUGAAGUUGUUAUGAAAGAGCAAAAGAAGAGACGGAGAUUACUGUCUGACCCUAAACCAGCUGAUACUCCUGAUACUUCUGAAGAGAAUAAGAAGUUAAAGAGGGGCAGGUCUCGUUCAAGGGAUGGCAGUGAGAUAUCCAAAUGCUCAGAUAUAACUGAAUCAGAUGUAAGCCUUAGCGAAACACUCAAUGAAAGUGAGCUCAGCAAAAACUUAGAAAAAACUAAGACUGAACUAGAUAUAGAUUUUGAAAAUAGUGUACAGAUCUCUCCUAUUGGAAAAGUGCCUUCUCUUAGUGUUGAAUCAAAGUUAACAGAAACAAAAGCAGAUUCAGAGCCUAGUUCUAUUUUAAAAGAAAAAGAUAAGAAAAAAUUGAGCUUAAAAAGGAGUACUUCUUUGGACUCCGACAACAAUAACAGUAAUAGGAUUAAGUUAGAAAACAUUAAUGUAUCAGACCUAGAAGACAAAUAUUUGUUGAAGACUGAAACUGAAGCGCUUUUUCAAGAACGUAGUAAUAUAUUGAAUAGUAUGUCUAAAACAUUUAACUCAAAGGAGGUAUCUAAGAAUAUAAGAAAAGCUAGAAGGGGGAAGAAAGCAGCAACAACAUCAAGACCUAUUACUAACCAAUCCAAGAAUGGUAUCAGUAGUACAAUAACAAAUGAGUUAGCUGAAGACAAAAUUGAAACUGUUGAUACAUUAUCAAAGGAAAUUAGUGAUCUCAUCAAUGACCUGGACCAGAAUAUAGAUCGAGACCAAGAAAUAGUAAAUGAAACAAAUAACACAAGUACUGAUCAACUACAAACGAAAUCAGCACGUCAGUUCUACGGACUCUCAAAGCCACUAGGGGAUAAUAACAGCAUUAUUACACCUGAAACACCAGUUAAAGACAAGGACGCGAUUUCUGAAAUCAACAAUGAAUGCACACCAUCAAAGAACGAUGACAGUGAGAAUAUUCGCCUUCAUUAUUCAGACGAAAAGUGCACUGAAAAUAGACAAGAAAUCGCCUAUAAGCCUACAAGUACAGUAGCAAGCAUAGAUAAACUAAUGGACAGACUGAAAGAGUUCGAAGAAUUCGACAAAAAAAGGCAAAGACAAGAAUCUGAGUCUAAAUCAAAUGACAGCAAAUCUGUGAUGGUAUCAAAUGAUGUUGUCCUAAUACCUAAAUCUGGAGCAGACAUUAAGCCUUUAAAGGUAUUACAACCAGUUCGAUCACCAGAGAAAUUGAUAGAGAAAGAGAAUGUAUUGAGUUGCUUUGAAAACAACUCUGCUAUUUCAAUAGUCAAGAGAGAUCAAGUCCGAAGAUCGCUAGAUGUAGAUCUUCCAAAUUCAGUGACAUUAAUAAAAAGAAACAGCGUUAGUGCGAGAAAGGAGUCGACCAGUUCAACUCAUUCAAGAGAAUCAGAUGCUAUUAGCAUAUUUGAGAAAUCACUGGGCAAAGACGUGACGUUGACUGAAAUAAGGAAAUCUGUAGAGAAGGCGGCACCUGCACAACAUAUAGACCUACACCAGUUCGCAACUUUACAUCCAAACAAUUCGAGCCAAGCUUUAGUCAGCGUUUUAGAUUCGAGUCAAAUAUCGAUAACGCCACGAACAAUAGAAUCGAAACUAAAUAGUGAAGUACAAAUCACUAAAAGGAAGUUCAGCUUGUCGUUGUCAAGAAAAUCUUCUGAAUCUGGUAUAGAGGUUGAAGAAAAAAUGGCGACUAUAGAAAAAAUUAAAUCACCCCCACCUCAAAUAAAAUCACCUAUUUCGAUAACUCCUACUCCGGUAGCAGUGAAGUCUCCAGAAGCUACGCAACACAUAGAAGCUGAAGCUCUCGCUCCACCGUUAGAGAGUGUAAAGGCCAUUCCUGAAGACAUAUCUUUGACCUCUGAGGUCCCAAAACUAGAUAGCGUUGUAGAUGAUUCUGCGAAAACAGAAACCGUCGUUGAUACCAAAUCUGAGGUUAUAUCAGAUGAAAAGGAAAGCAUAGAGGUAGUACCUGAAAAGGAACCAGAGCAGAAAACUGAGAAGGAAGAACCAGAACCUGUUGAAACCAAGACAGAAGAGAGUAAAGAGGAACCAAUAGUAACCAAACCUGAAGAACCAAAAGCUAAUAAGAGUUCCAAGGUAAAAUCGGCACGAAAUUCCACUGAAAACCUGCCGGGACCAAGUAAUGUUUUGCAUGAAACACCAGAAAGUCAAAAACGUAAAGAAAACGUUCUCAGAACGCUAGGCUUAUUAACACAUAAGGCAGCAAAUGAGGCUAAAAUAGAGAAAUUGAAGGAAAAAGAACGUAUUUAUGGUAAUUAUUACAAUGUGAUGGGGAAAGGUAAAGCCGGAAAAUCUGACUAUACGGGCACUUUGAAAACUGUGAUCAAAUUGAACCGAGGAGUAGGAGAAAGGGAUAAGAAGAAGUAUAGGAGCUCUCUGAAGAUGACAUUCCAGAAGAGUAAAGGGAGAUCUGGAAGACCACAGCUGGAAAUUGGUGAUACAGGUGCAGAAGAUGAGUUCUACACUAUUGGGGGACGAGAGGGUGGUGCACAGGCAGCAUCAGAGGGUGGGCACAGAAAGUCACAUUACAGUAAUCGCCUUAACAACCAUGAUGGGGAAGUACCUCCAGAGCCUGAACCAAAGGAGACCCUUAACUUGGUGAUCCCGGAGAAGGCAUCUUCCUUCAGCAUCCAUCCUGGAAGGCUGUGUAUGGACCAGUGCUUCUAUUGUGGGGGCAAGUUUGGACUUUUCGACACUCCCUGUCACAUCGCUCAGAUGAAGAGUAGUGAGCGACAGAAGAAAGUUUUGGAUAACGAAGAGAAGCUAACAAUAGACAGCUGUCUGUGCGACGCGUGCUACCGGCACGUGGACCGGCGCGCCAACUGCCCCUCGUACCGCAAGCGGCCGCCGCCCGCCCCCAAGGCGCUGGACGCCCCACAGCCGCCCUCACCGCCCACGGACAAUGCUAGCGUGAUGUCCAGGUGCCCCGACAAGCCCCUGUCGCCGCCGGCGGAGGAGGAGAGCGAGGAGGAGCGCGCGCGCUCGCGGCCCGCCAGCUGCCACACGGCGGGCUGCGCGGCGCCCGCCGACCACGCCAUACGCCGCAAGUGGCUCAUCAAGAUGAGGGCCGGGGUUAACAAGUUGCUGAGCCUGAAGUCGGACUACCCGGGGCUGCACACGAUCCCGCUGUGCGCGGCGCACUACCGCGCGCUGGCGCCGCUCAUGGCGUGCGUGCUGUGCCGCCGUCGCCUCACCAAGCACCACAACCUGCACUUCAUACACAAUGAUUACACAGACUUCAACCCGCUGUUCAAGCAAGCGGGCAUACCGGUGGAGUUCAACGAGCGACCAGUUCUCUGCAAAGUAUGCAGAUACUUCUGCACUCUGCUACAGCGGCCAGGACACAACGAUAAGCAUGCUGAGGCUUAUACUCGCAAACUCCUUCAAAUAUACAAAGUGGAAAUACCACCAGAGCUGAACCAAGGGACGGAUGAUUCGAAAGUUCUAGAAGACUGCAACACAAGUGCUAACAAGCAAAAGAAGAAAGCUCGCACUAAAUCUAAACAGAGGAAAUCUACUGAACCUGAAAAAGACAGUGAAUCAUCAGAAAGAACUACCGAAAGCUCACCAGAGAAGGAAAAGAAAGAGGAAGAAGUUAAUACAGAAGAAAUUAAGCAACACAUAGAAGAAGAUAUCGAAAGUCUAAUAUCGUCGAAUAAAAUAUUAGUACCGAAUGCUAAGCCAAAUGAGAGCAAUCCCCAGAGUGAUGCAUCAGAGACGGAUAUGAUGUGUGACUUAGAAACUCCGUUAUUGCCUCUCGACAAACAAACAGAACUGCGAUAUCUACUGCAAAAACAAAACAAUCCAGCCCAAUUCCAAAAAACAAACUUAACACAAAAGCAAAGAAACAUUCUCAAAGUUCACAACCUCGGUAUAACAAAACCAGGACACCAGCAAAGGGUUAACGACAAAAAUUCAAAAAGAUUGCACAAGAUAGGUCAAAUAUUAUCACAUAAGGAGAAACCUAAGAAGGACGAGUUUGAAUUUGAAACAGAAAAGCCUAGAGAGAUAAUGAUACUCAAAAAUAUACCGUUAAAUGACGAAUGUACAAUAGAAACUAUACCUAAUAAGAAAUCAGCGGAUAUAAAUACUUUAAAGAAUAAAUGGCAACAGUCUGAGAGUUUCUCUCAAGUAAGGAAAAAUCUGAGCGAGCUAUCGAAGAAGCUUACAAUUGAAAAGGAUCCAAAGAAGUUAUCUGAUUUAAAAUACUCGAACCCAGUCAAGAGAUUAGAAACAAACCCAUCUAUAUCUGUAAGAGAAUUGUUCCCGGGUGAAGAAGAAAUGAAUUUGCAAUGCAAUAUUGAGUUCAAUAAUGUUAAAGGAGUUACUCCCGAAGGAUGGGAAAAGUGUAACACGACUAUACAAUAUGAUCUAGAAACUAAAAAGCUUUGGACUGAGCUACAAAGACCAUACGGCAACCAAUCAAGUUUUCUAAGGCAUUUAAUUUUACUAGAAAAGUAUUUUAGAAGCGGAGACCUAAUUUUGGCCCACAAUGCAUCUCCUCAUGCGGCCAAUUACAGUACAUCAGUGCAAAGUAGAUUACGUGCGUACGAUAAUGUGUUGCCUGAACAGCGUCGUGAGGCGGUCAGCUUGAUAGAGUUUCGUAAAAAACCAUCUAUCAAUGGGAAAAGUUUGCUCAAAUCCAACCAAAAUGAGGAUAAGGAUCCCAAAAAGUUCAUGCCGCCCCCUGUACUUCCGAAGCCUAAAGCAAAACCGGAGAAAAAGACUAAAGCGUUACCACCAGAAUUAAUAGCAAUAAAUACUCCUAACGCCCAAGGAAGGAAAGCCAUACAAAAUGUACUACACAAUAUACAACAACUAGUGAAGGGUGUGUCUGCAUCCGAUCCGACAGAAGUGGCAGUUGCUCCUUUACCACCCAAGUUUGAUUCGAAAGAGAAAAAAGAUAUGCCCGGCCUUAAAUUUGAGCCGAUGAAAGAUAAAAAAGACAAGGAAAAGAAAGAGAAAUCAGAUACUCCGAAGAAGAAGAAGGGAAAUAGUAAGGGAUGGAGACCCAAUCUCAUGCCUAUUACACCAGAAAACAUCGCAAAAGUAGCACGAGAGCCGCUCAAGUUAGCUGUAGAUGGACACUCCCUACCCAGCUUAGUCCAAGUACUCUCCGGAGGCACUCGCUAUCACAUCACCUUCGAAGACUACAACAAGAUGUGUCUCAUCAGACGUGAAAGACAACAACGGUUACAAGAAAACAAGGAAACAAAAAAUCUAAACAUAUCCUUCCCAGAGGAAACAACCGUCAUAACUGAAGUGCAAACAUCCUCAAUGCUGGGCAAUGGUGGGACGGUGUUACAAAAUAUAUCAACAGAUGAUAAAAAAGACUUAUCUGAUCUAAACAUUGGGUCGAAUGCAGCGACAAUAUUAAAAAAUGUCGGCCUCAAAAACAUUACAAUAGCCCCAAUACCAUCUAAAACGGCAACUGUGACGUCACAAACCCCUUCAACUACCAUCACUUCACCCCUGCUAGUGACGACCCCUAUAAAAAUACCACAGCUAGGGCCAGCAGUGUCGAUAACGACAGAAACCAUAACAAACAUCCCCAUAAUGACUCCGAGUCCUUUAGUUUUACCGAAAAUACCCAAAUCGUUGACAGUGAUACCACAAACCGUAUCUAAUCCAGUCGUCACAACGAUGUCAAGUUCCAGCAGUGAACAACGGCCA